AGAAUAUAUCACUAUAUAAACAAGCCAAAAGCCUCCCUUAAAAGGCACAAACUUCUUCUCAAUAUUCUAAACUAAGAUCAUACCUUGCAAGUGAUACAAAUGGAGCAUCUUGAAAAAGGUCAAGAACUAGAAGUUGAUGAACAAAAAUGGGUUUAUGAUUCUUCCUUUGAUCAUAGAGGGCAUACACCUCUUCGCGCUUCCACUGGUGCUUGGAAAGCGUCGUUGUUCAUUAUCGUAAUUGAGUUUGCGGAAAGGUUAAGUUACUUUGGAAUUGCAACAAGUUUGAUUAUAUAUCUUACUAAAGUCAUCCAUCAAGAUGUGAAGACAUCCGCUAAGAGCGCUAAUCAAUGGAUUGGUGUAACGACUCUAAUGCCGCUUGUUGGAGGCUUUCUAGCCGAUGCUUACUUGGGACGUUUCGGCACUGUUCUAUUAUCAUCAAUCAUCUAUCUAAUGGGUUUGAUCCUGCUAACGAUGUCUAGUAUGAUCCCGAGCUUGAAACCUUGUGCAAGUGAUGAGCUUUGUCUAAAACCAAGGAAGAUCCACGAAAUUGUGUUCUUCGUCGCGAUAUACUUGAUAUCAGUGGGCACGGGUGGCCACAAACCAUCUUUGGAAAGUUUUGGAGCGGAUCAAUUCGAUGAUAAUCAUCCCGAAGAACGCAAAAAGAAGAUGUCCUUCUUCAAUUGGUGGAAUGCAGGCCUUUGUGCUGGAUUAGUGCUCGGUGUAACAGUUAUUGUGUACGUGCAAGAUCACGUCGGGUGGGGUCAAGCAGAUAUCAUUCUCACCAUGACAAUGGCUUGUUCCAUUGUGAUCUAUGUCAUCGGUAGGCCUUUUUAUCGAUAUCGAAAGCCCGGAAGCCCGAUAAAGCCGUUGUUCCAAGUAUGUGUUGCCGCCUUUACCAAGAGGAAUCUACCUUACCCGUCUAGCCCGAAUGAGUUGCAUGAAGACCCCAAACCCGAAAAGGCCCAACAAAGGCUACUUUGCCACACAGAAGCUUUCAAGUUUCUUGAUAAAGCCGCGAUAAUUGAGGAAAAAUAUUUUUCAGAAAAGAAACAAUGUGAUCCGUGGAGACUAUCGACUGUAACAAAGGUAGAGGAACUGAAGCUGCUUUUGAACAUGAUCCCGAUUUGGCUAACUUCACUACCAUUCGGUAUGUGCGUCGCACAAUCCACGACAUUCUUCAUCAAACAAGGUGCAUUGAUGGACCGCAAGAUCACCCAUCGGUUCGCCCUCCCACCAGCCUCAAUAUAUGGUCUAGCCGCGUUCGGAAUGAUCUUUUUGGUAACAGUUUAUGAUAGGAUACUAAUCCCUAUACUAAGAAGGAUAACCAGAACCGAAAGAGGAAUCAAUAUCCUACAAAGAAUAGGAAUCGGGAUGGUGUUUUCAGUCAUAACAAUGAUCGUGUCCGCCAUUGUUGAAAAGAAACGGCUAAAUGUUGUACAAAACGAUCCGUUACAUGGCUCGGCCACCAUGAGUGUGUUCUGGUUGGCACCACAAUUCAUAUUUUUUGGAAUAGCAGAUGGGUUCACUUUAGUUGGACUUCAAGAGUACUUUUACGAUCAAGUUCCUGACUCGAUGAGAAGCUUAGGAAUCGCGUUAUACCUAAGUGUGAUCGGAGCUGGAAAUUUCUUGAGUAGUUUCUUGAUCACAAUCGUUGAUCACGCGACUACCAAAGUGUCCGGGGAAAGUUGGUUUGGGAAAGAUUUGAACAGCAGCCGCAUUGAUAAUUUCUAUUUGUUCCUAGCUGCAAUCACUGCAGCCAAUCUAUGUGUGUAUGUGUAUGUAGCGAGUCGGUACUCAUACAAGAAUGUGCAGAAGAAGACUGAGGUGGGCGUGGCGGAUUGCUACCACGGUGAUGGCCAUGGGACAAGAGAUUGAUGCAUAUGUACCCAAAUAAAUUUGCAGUCCUGUAGUUAUAUAUAGGGAUAUAUAGUUAAAUAUUUUAUAUAUAGGUGUGUUUUAUUUGAUCCAUUUUAUUGGAAAGAUUUUAUUAAAUUGAGUACUAAAGGAUUGUAUAUUUGUAUUUUGUAUUGUGUAUUGUUUUUAGUUGA
Molecule: messenger RNA, 2048 nt
Organism: Helianthus annuus (common sunflower)
Lineage: Eukaryota; Viridiplantae; Streptophyta; Magnoliopsida; Asterales; Asteraceae
Product: protein NRT1/ PTR FAMILY 5.6
Exons: 4
Coding region: 100-1875 (591 amino acids)
Biological process (GO): dipeptide transport; transmembrane transport
Cellular component (GO): membrane
Molecular function (GO): tripeptide transmembrane transporter activity; dipeptide transmembrane transporter activity
Source: RefSeq, a predicted model, not a curated record